This is a messenger RNA of Linum trigynum, 3828 nucleotides long. The record is from the annotation of a GenBank genome assembly. Lineage: Eukaryota; Viridiplantae; Streptophyta; Magnoliopsida; Malpighiales; Linaceae.
GUUCCUGUACCAUUAAAUUGGGACGAGAGUAAACGAGAAGCAGAGCGCGCACAGGGAGGCUUUUGUGAAAAAUUCCCCAGCUCCAAUCUUGAGCUACAGUGAUCCAAAAAUCUCGUAAGUAAUGCCUAAUUCAUCUAUACAUCGUGAUUUAUCGAUUUAGAGCUUUAAAACGAGUUUUUGGUUCAGGAAUUUCUUGAAUUCCCGAUAAGCUAAAUUAGGGUUUUGGAGUAUCCGGAAGCCGAAUUGAGCCCAAAUUUCAUAUACGAGCUUCCUGCAGCGAGGUAAUCAAUCCUCUAGUUCUAAUCCCUGAAUUUCGGCUAUUAUUUAGAUCGGAGCCGGGAUCGCUGAAUUUAACUCCGGCCAGGGUUUGAUGUGUUUUUAUCAAGAAUUUGACCCGGAGCCUAGAACUAAUAUUGACGGGGAUACUGCAGGGGAUAUUAGGACGGUCUCGGAUUUUAAUUCGGGGUUCGUUCGUGAAAUUGACAUUUUAGUACGGGAAGGUUAAACCGGUGUUUGAACGACCAGAACUGGUGAGGGAUUAGCACGGCAUACCGGGUUUGUCGUAUCACGAUAAUUAUAUUGAUGCUUAGAAUUGAUCUAAGUGAACUAGAAUGACAUGAUCAGGGGUGUAUGAGCUUUUGUGCUAUAUGUUGAACCCUGGAUUGCUGUAUGAUAUUAUUGACUUGCCCUAACCGAUAUGAACCUUGUUUAUGUUGAUGAUUGCAUACAUGUUGCCAUUUGUGGCUUAAUUGUUGAUAUGACUUCAUGGUUGUUCGAUAAGGGGUUUUGACAUGGUGUGAUAUUAUGGUUGUAUUUGGAUCCAUAAGUGGGGGAAUAAACUUCCCAGGGUGAUAUUAUGAUGUUUAAGGAGGAUGACUUGCACGAGGGUUUAUCCCGAGGAAGUGCAAUUAUACAACUCCUGGUUUACCUAUGUUGAGCCAAUUAUGGGCAGGUCAAGUACAUGUGCAAGUAACGAAUUGUGAUUAAGCAAGAUGAGAUAUGAAUCAUGUAUAAGGAUACCAAAUAUGAGUGUUGUGGUCUCACGGUCAACUACAUAGUAAUUAGGGCUCCCUGUGCUAUUACUCUAUUAUGAUAUGUAUGAUAGUCACACCUCUCAUGUGGUGGUGACUGAAGAAUUCUUACGAGAUUUGACCACACCCAGAGCGGUGUCGGGGUAUGACUACACCCAUAGUGGUGUGGGGUAUGUAUGACCACAUCCGACGGGAUGUUGGGGUAUGUAUGACUACAUCCGACGGGAUGUGGGGUAUGUUUCCCGGGAGAGUUAUUAGCAUGGGAGUAGCCAGGCGCCUAUGAUUAAAACAUGAUAAGAUGCAUAUGCAUAAGUCAAAGUGGUUGAGUCUUUUGCUUAUUGGGAUAUGAGGAUGGCUGAGGUCCGAUCCUAGUGUUUUGGCUUGUUUGCUAGAUGUAUGGUAGGGGUAUGCUCUGUUAUGAACUCACGAUGCUAUGAUUAUCUCACUCAGCUAUGAGCUGACCCUCUUUUAUUCUUCUUCUCUGCUUAUGCUAUGUGUAAGCAGAUCAUCAGCAGCAGCAGUAGAUAAGUGUUAGGGGAGAGGAGCUAGAGUUGAAGCCAAGAUGAGGUAUGGUCUUCAACUAUUCUGUGCUUGGACGACUACUUGGGAUUUUGGCCAGUGAUCCACACCUUUUUGUAAAAAUGUUUUGAGAACAUUUUCAUGUGCAUACUAGCUUCGAAUGUAGUGUGAGAUAUCCACAGGUGUGGAAAGUUGAUGAUAUGUGUAUAUUUUUGUAAUUGUGUAAGUUAUGACGAUUAUGGCUUGUAUUAGUAUGGUAUGCAGUUGUGUAGUAUGAAACUGUGACUAUGGCUAUGAAAAGCCAAUGCAUAUGGUUGUGAGUAUAUAUGUUGUAAUGAAUUAUUUUGCAGGAUAAGUUGCAAGAACUGUUAGCCCAUUACGCGAGUAAUUCAUGUCGAAAUUUUAUUUGGGUAAAUUUUGAUAAUUAAUGUAACGCCCGAGAUUAAUUCCGCUGCAAUUGUAUGAACAAUAUGAUUAGGCAAAACGUAUAGGGUAGGGUGUUACAUAUCCUCCAUUAAUGUACCGAAUACAAUGGCAUGAGGAUAUAAUAGUUUGACAAUUGAGUAAUAGUCAAUUAUUGACACGCCAAAACACAACACCAAUCUGCGACCAAGUGUAAUCGCAGACCGGGAAUGCAGUAACAGGCAAGUUAUAUUAUCAACCCGGGGUCUAGGUCUACUGCUUACUCAGUGAUUCUCUAUUAUCUAGCCAACUAAAGUAAGUGAUUGUUGUUUAAAAACAAAAGCAGAAAGAAAGCAGGAAAUUAUUCGGUUUUCUCAAGCAGGUAAGAGUCACUCGGGAAUGAAUCCCCCUAGCUCCUUAGUUAGGUUUCAAUUGUAUUUCCCUGGGUUGAUUUACUGUUGAUUAGACUGCGGAAGAUCCGACAGUAGCUUGGAAUCUCUUAAGCUGACCAAGCCCUCUCAGUCUAUCUACCCGGCAGACGACUAGUCUUCACCGGGAUAGAAAGCUGAAGCAGUAAGAACAGAACUCCACUACUGGAAUUAGAUUCCAGUACAAAGCAGUAAACUGGCUAACUCUCGUAUAGCCAGUCUCCUACUACCGAAUGAUGAGACUCUAGCAACCUAAUCAGAUUCUAUCUAUCUCAGAUUGCAGCAGGAAUCAGGAAAAGUUGAUCAGACUUCAAUUGACUCAAUAAACAUGCAUCAUUUGAUUAAAAUCAAACAGUAAUAUCAUCCCAAGUCAUUACACUCAAUCCCUAACACAUAGAACUAGGGUUCUUCAUCCCCAAGUGAGAGAGGGGUUCUACUCCAUAGAGAGAGAGAGGAAAACAAGAUACAAAGUAGUCAUACUCAUAAAGAUGAGGAAAAUCUGCUCUGGGAUGAUGAUUUCCACUCCUAUGACGAUCUCCAAGCUUGAUUUGAUGAAACCCAGCUCCAAGAUGGCUUCUAGGAUGUGUUCUUCGUCCUUUCUCUCUCUAGGGCUCUGUUUUUGCUCAAAAGGUCCGAUUCUCCCUCUUGCAGCCCGGAAUUGGGUUAAAACCAAGAAAUCCCGACUCACACGGGCAGGGCCACACGGCCGUGUGGCAUACCCAGUUGCCCGUGUGAGUCAAAACGCUGCGUUCCACUUAGUUCGUCCUUCAGGCAUCCCACACGGCCAGGGUCGCACGGCCGUGUGUGACGUCCAUCUGCCCGUGUUUGCUCUCGGCGAAAGUCACACGGCCAGACCACUUCUUCACACGGCCGUGUGGAUUAUCAGGGCAGGCCGUGUUUGCUCUCGCACAAUCUCACACGGCCACAAAUAUGAGUUGCACGGCCGUGUGAUUUGUGGGUGUGCCCGUGUGGCCUCCUUUGUGACUUGCCUCGCGCCCGAUCUUCGUCCAAUCGACCCCAAACUCGCUCCCAAGCCUCCAUUCACGUACUAGGACCUGAAAUAUCACAAACAAGCACACCCUAGCGUGAAAUCGGCCUAAAACACGAGAAAUCACAUCUCAAACGGUGUAAGAACAGGGGUAAAAACAUGUGUAAUUAACGGUCUAUCAAUUAUUCAAUGAUUGAAAUCGUGUUUCAAUCCCUUCAUACCGCUAAAUAUUGCCUACCGACUUAGCAUUUGAUAUGGGAUUUUUCUUCUUGAACCGAUGAUACGAUACAGUUUUAUAUCCUUACUAAAAAAAGCAUCCUAGAAGCCAGGGGCGGAGGGAGAGAGUUAGAGGGUGGGUCCCGGGACCCUCCCUGGCUCGAGUUAGAAAAUGGUCAAUUAGGUACAAUAGUUAAUCGGGUAUGAAAAGUAAUACGUAUUUAAAUGAAAUUGGUAGACUUUC